AUUCUAUAGAGGGCGAUGUCAUUUUAAUUUUAAUACCAUCAGUGACGCGUACUUUUGGAAAUUUUAUAUGGUGCCGUUAUGUGAGGAAAUUAAAAUACUGCGAGGGAAUACUAGUAAAGGAAUUAAAAUACAUAAAUAUAAUAACAUCCUCCACCACUAAAAGUUUGUUGUGGGACCUGUACGCUAUUGUCGAGACCUAUUUAUAUGCACGUGUAUGACCGUAGUUAUAGUCAUAACUUUCGAAUUAGUGGAUUUCUUGCCCCUUAUACUUCCUGAUUCUACAUGUCGUAAACUACAAUUUUGGUAAAAAAGUUAACAAUUUUGGGUCCCCUAAAAUAACAUUGAUUGAUAUUUGUAUAGUAAAUAUUCUUUAUUAUUGUGAAAAUAUAACCUAACUAAAAUUAAAAUUAAUAUACUCAUAUCAUAUUAAGGUUAACCACGAGAUAAGAACAUUCCCCUAUAAAGUAUAAUUGUUUAUUUAAUAUUUCUAAAUAUAUUUUUACGUAAAUAUUUGAAUUUUCAUCUGUAAUAAGAUGAAAAAGGGACCUAAAGAAGUGAACACAAAGAGUGAUAAGUGGUAUGAAGAAUAUCCUAAAGAAGAGGAACCAUGUAAACAUUCAAAAUCUGAAAUAGAAAUAUCGAAUUUAAAAAAUGAAGCAAAAAGAUAUUUAGAUGCAGAAACUUCUGUUUACCAAUUAAAAGAAUCAAAAUAUACUGAUUCAGAAACAGCAUGGUUAAGAACAGCAUUAACACAGGGUACAACCUCAGAUAAAGUAGCAGCUGCUAUUGUAUUAGUGCAAGACAAUCCAAAAUACAAUUUAACUCGACUUACAAAGCUUAUAAACCAAGUACGAGUUGCAAAACAUAAUCAAUGCAAUAUGAUGAUAAAAUCUUUAAAAGAUCUGUUUUUAUCAGAUCUACUUCAUCCUAAAUUUAAAUUACUGAAAUUCGAGGAACAAAAUUUAGAUGAACUUGACAAAUUUAGUUCUGGAGAUGCACUUAUUAAAUCAGGUUUAUCAAGAAAAAAACUAAUGGCUCAUUGGUAUUUUGAAGAUCAAUUACAUGAACAGUAUGAACAUUUUGUAAUGUCUUUAGCUACUAUUGCAUCUGAUACCGUGGAUGCAAAUCGUGAAAUAGCAAUAUCAACGAUGAAAGAUUUAUUAAUAGGAAAUGUUGAACAAGAACACAAGUUAUUAGAAUUGAUUGUUAAUAAAAUAGGAGAUCCAAGUAGUAAAAUAGGAUCUAAAGUUAUAUUUUGUCUAAAUAAGUUAUUAUAUGAACAUCCCAACAUGAAACUUGUUGUAUUACGAGAAGUUCAAAAAUUAUUAUUUAGAAAAAAUGUAGCACAACGUGCUCAAUACUAUGCAAUAUGCUUAUUGACACAAUUUCUUCUAACUAAGAAGGAUGAAAAGCUUGCUUCUACACUUAUUGAAGUGUAUUUUGCCUUUUUUAAAGCUUGUUUAAAAAAGGGAGAGCCAGAUUCUAGAAUGAUGGGAGCAAUUUUAGCUGGUGUAAAUAGAGCAUAUCCAUUUGCAAACAUGGAUUCAGAUAUGUUGAAUGAUUAUAUAGACUCUGUAUACAAAGUUGUACAUAUUGGAUCUUUUAAUGUUUCUUUAAAUGCACUUAACUUAUUAUACCAGAUUACAGGUAAAGAUGAAGCCCAAUCAAACAGAUUUUAUUCAACCUUUUAUCGGAAAUUAUUAGAUCCACAAAUUGGAGUGGCAAAUAAACGUGCACUGUUUCUUAAUCUAUUAUUCAGAGUUCUCAAAAAUGAUCGUAACAAACAACGUUCAUAUGCCUUUGUCAAAAGAACUUUACAAAUCAUAUUAUAUUUUCCUGCAAAUAUGGCAUGUGCUACUUUAUAUGUAAUAUCCCAAAUUUUACAGACACAUAGGGAAUUAAAAACUUUAUUAUUAAAACCUCGAGAUUUUAUCGAAAUUGAAAAUGAAGAUCUUGAAUCUAAAGAUUGUUCAUUAAGUCCAGAAAAUAAAAAUAUCUCUUAUCCUUCUAAUGAUAGAUCCAAAUUAGAAGAUUACAUUUUAUUAACGAAUGUUAUAUCUGAACACAAUAUUGAUAAGGAAAUUAAAUCUGAAAAUAAAACAGGAAAUAACAUAAAAACUGAUUUCAAUUCACAUAAGGAAUAUGACCCCUUUUGUCGCAAUCCUCUUUAUGCUGGAACAACUAAAGGUUUAAAUACAGAGUUCAUAACAUUAUCUAAGCAUUAUCAUCCAAGUGUUGCAUUAUUUGCAAAUACUAUUCUUGAAGGGAAACCAAUCGAUUACACAGGAGACCCGUUAGGAGAUUUAUCCUUAAUGCGUUUUCUAGAUCGUUAUGUUUUUAAAAAUCCAAAAAAGUUAGAAGAUAAAAAAGUGCAGAGAAAGAAUGACCCUUUAGCACAACGUGCAGGGUAUACACCUAAAGGUAUUAGAUGUGUUCCAAUUGAUAGUAUGUCAUAUCUCAAUGAAAGAGAAGAACGCAUUCCAGUUGAUGAAUUAUAUUUAUACCGAUAUUUAAAAAAGAAAAAAGAAUUUAAACACGAACUUAAAGUUGAAGACGAUGAUAUAGAGAGUGUUAAUAGCGAAGAAUUUGACAACAUGUUAAACAGAUUAACAGAUAAUAAAGACUUUGGAGAUUUAGAUAUCGCAGCUGAUAUUCAAACUGGAAGAAAAAAGAAAGAUAUUGAGGAAGAAGAUGAAUAUUUUGAUGAUAAUAAAAGUGAAGAUAGUAAUAAUUCUCAUGAUAUACAUGAGUUAGAAGAAAAUAUAGAUGAAGAUAAUACUGAUGAUGAAUUACAGAAUUUAAGUGAUAUUGACUUAGAUGACGAUGACGCUAGUGAUUUAGAGUUUGACGAAGAUAUUGAUGAAGCUUUGGAUGAUAAUAUUCAAUCAAAUAUAAAAAAGCAAAAUAAAAAUUCAAAAGGAAUUGAUAGCAACAUAUUUGUAUCAGCGGAAAAAUUUGCAGAAAUGUUAGAAGAACAUAGUAAACAGAAAGGUAAAACUGGUGGUACAAAUGUAUUUAAUACUUCGGAUGGUGCAAGUUCGAAACAAAUAGAAUGGGAGAUUAAACGACAUCAGAAACUCAGAAAUUCUUUAAAUAGAAAUAAACGGAAAAGUUCCAAAAUUUUUAAAAGCAAUGUAAAAAGGGUUAAACAUUAAUUAUAAAAUAAAUAUAUUUUAAAAGCUUU
Bombus pyrosoma is the source of this 3184-nucleotide messenger RNA. RefSeq names its product CCAAT/enhancer-binding protein zeta (gene Noc1). Gene Ontology annotation, cellular component: nucleus. The transcript has 4 exons. The coding region runs from base 534 to 3155 and encodes 873 amino acids. NCBI's taxonomy places the organism in Eukaryota, Metazoa, Arthropoda, Insecta, Hymenoptera, Apidae. The record is from RefSeq and is a predicted model, not a curated record.